CUAAAGAAGUACGUGUCGUUCGCGUAAAUAUUUAUCUUUACACCAGUAAGUAGGUAAUAGUAUCGGAAACCAUAGGGUUCAGUCAAAUUAAUAACUUAAUGUGAGGACUGCAGGAGCCAACCCCUACGCUAAAUGCUAAUGAAUGUUUAGCAAAAAACAAAUUAAUUUUCACCCAAAUUUUACUCGUAAUAAACAAAGUUAUCUGAGCCAUAAAACCAACGAACAGCGGUUCUCAACCUUCGAUAAUGAGUUUUAUUUGUGUUUAAUGUAAUUAAUAGGGAUGGAUUAUCCCAGUUUUAUUAAGGAUUCAUCUACAUCUAACUUUGUUGCUCAUUAAGUUUUAAAGUUAACAAACCCUUAAAGUUUUGGGUUAUGCAGGAUUUCAGUGUUCGUUUCAGAGAUUUUAAAACAAGAUCAGGAUACAUUGUAGCACAUAUUCGUAAAGAGGAGCAAGUUUGAAUGUAGCUGCCAAAACAAUGCACGUACUGUGUGUCAACUUGCACUUGUCGGGGCGGCGCUGAGCGCUGCCUCUGUUACUCAAACACAAAUACAAAUACGCUGACUUCGAACAAGAGACGUAAUUGAGAUAAGGGAUGUGUACUCUACUUUAUAACUUUCUGCCUCCGUCGAACACAGCACGUAACGAAAUCAAGCAAGUUUAUUUACCGACCUUCCCUCAGAAGGAGGCCUUUUACGUUUCCUCUAUACUCUAUAACAACACUCGAUACAUGUGUGUAUUUACUUACCUCCCGUGCCGACAUCGAACGCCGGAGUUAAUCUAAUAAAGCCGAGCGGCAACUUUGUCAGGCUCUUUAACGAGCUAUUAUUUGAUAGGCUUUUGAAUCAUCCAUUAUCUUAAGCAGGUGUCUUGAUCGACGUAAAGUUUUAUAGGCUUUCAAAGCGAUAGGACUAUUUAAAGGCUGUUAAGAAACUUAUUGGAGUUACAAAUUUGCGGUGGCAUUUAGCUCGUCGCUUUUGAAUUGCCCCUAAAACAUUUAUUUGAAGCAUGUUGAAGUUACCGACGCUGUGUAGCGUGUAGCCAAUGCUCGUAACGUAAUAAUAAAGCUAAUAGUAUCAUAGCCAAUAUCCAGCACCGUUUGCAGAGCAAUUCAGUGAUGUCGACGGCCCCGCAACGUGAGCUCAAAUGAGGCGAGGGGGCGAUAAAGAUGAACCGGCCGGGCUACGAGUACUCCGCGCCGUCCGCCUACUACGCCGCCAAUAGCCACCCGCCGCACUACGACCGCCACUUCCCCGCGCCCGCGCCGCUCUACAGCCCCAACUCACUCAAGAACAACUACGCCGAUGUAUACGAGGGCAACAACGACACAACCCUCAGGGCCGAGGAGCGCCACUGGUACCUAGAGAACCACAAGAACCUGCAGACCUAUGAGGUGAACCACGAGGCACCGCAAGAUGUCAAAAUCAUCAAAAAAGAGGAAGAAAAGAAAGAGGAAACGAUUACCAUCCGUAGAGCGGAGGCAACUCAGGUGCGGCAGCGGCGGAAGGAGGACAGAUGCUCGUGCGAGUGCUGGCCGAGCGGCGAGCCCGGGGACAGCCAGGAGGCGGCCGAGGCGCGCACCACGCGCUCCGCGUCGGGGGUGGACAUGGUGUCGUCGUACGGGGUGUACAGCCAGGACGAUGAGAGCUCGGGGUUCGCGCGAGUGAUAGAAAAGAGUGCAGUGUACGGCCAGAGCAGUGAGAGUGCGGGUGCGGGCGUGGUGGUGAACCAGCAGGGCUGCAGCGCGGUGGUGCGCGUGGCGGCGCCGGAGCCGGCCUGCGCGCGCUGCUGCUGGGGCGCCCCCGCCGCCGCCGCCGCCGCCGCGCCCGCCAACUCCGAGGACUAUUGCUGGCUGCACUACUGCCGCCCCGCCCUCAUCGUGCUCCUCCUGCUAUUUUUUCUCGUCCUGCUCGGCGUCUCUACAGGGUUUUUACUGACUAACAAUUAUUUACAUUAUCAGCCGAGGCCACCUGCUCCCGAAGAAGCUUGCGAGAAGACGUUUUGCCGGUGGGGCGCGGAGUGCGUGUCGCUGGGCGACGGGCGCGCGCACUGCGCCUGCCCGGCCAGCUGCCCCGCGGCGCCCGCGCCCGUGUGCUCCACGGCCGGCCGCACCUACCGCAACCACUGCUACCUGCGCAAGGAGGCGUGCGAGCGGCGCCUCAACCUGCGCGUCAAGCACGACGGCGAGUGCGUAGCGGACCCAUGCACGGGCAUCAGCUGCCAGGCCGGUGCCAAGUGCGUGGUGACAUUCGGGCAGCCCGAGUGCCGCUGCCCGCGCAGCUGCCCGCGCCGCAAGCCGGUCUGCGGGAGCGACGGCAAGGAGUACCCCUCGGCCUGCCACCUGGACAAGCACGCCUGUGACAGCCAGGUCAACGUCACCAUCAAGUACCAUGGGAAAUGCGAUCCGUGUGCCGAGCACGAGUGCUCCGACGGCGGCGAGUGCCAGCUGUCAGAGGGCCGAGUGCCAGUCUGUCGCUGCGGCCCGCCCUGCGACCUGCUGGUGCGCCCGGGGUCAGCCGUCUGCGGCUCUGACUACCGAGACUACCCCAGCGAGUGCGCGUUGAGACGGGAGUCGUGUCGGACGAGACAACAGCUGACUAUCGCUUAUAGGGGCGAGUGCGCAUCAGCUCAACAUCCAUGCGCAUCAGUGAAGUGUGGCAUCAGAGAGCGGUGUACACUGGACGCUAGGGGUGUCGCGGUGUGUGGUUGUGGCCCCGACUGCGAGGAGGUGGCCCGGCCAGUGUGCGGCACGGAUGGGAAGACUUAUGACAACCCUUGCGUCUUGGACCGCUCGGCUUGCCGGGCCAAUCGAGACAUCAGAAUCGCUUAUAUGGGGCAGUGUGGCGACGAGAAUCCCUGCGCGCGCGCACACUGCCCGUGGGGCGGGGCGUGCGUGGCGCGCGGGGGGGCGCCGCACUGCGCAUGUCCUGUCUGCGACUCUACACUCGCGCCGGUGUGCGCGUCCGACCACAAUACCUACGGUAGCGAGUGUAAGAUGCGCAUGCAUGCGUGUCAGGAGGGCAUCAAGGAGAAGGAAAUCAGCGUGCUAUAUAACGGGACCUGUCAAACAUGUUCGGACAUCGUGUGCCAGGGCGGCGGCGACUGCAGCCUCGAUGCGGAGACUGGGCGCCCCGUAUGCCUCUGCAAUCAUAACUGCACUGAGUCCCAGGAAGCAGACGUGGUGUGCGGGUCCGACGCGCAAAGCUACCCGAGUGAGUGCGAGCUGAUGGCCACCGCGUGCCGCGACCAGACCGACCUGAAGGUGGCGUUCCGGGGCGAUUGUGCCCUGUGCGACGGGGUGCAGUGUUCCAACGGGGCGCACUGCUCAGCAGGCGAGUGCGUGUGCCCCACGGACUGCGCGGGGGUGCCCCGGGAGCCGGUGUGCGGCAGCAGCAUGCAGACCUACCCCAGCGAGUGCGAGCUGCAGCGCGCGGCCUGUCGCCUGCCGCCCCCGGCCGCGCUGCAUGUUAUCUUCUACGGCGACUGCAAGGACCGCUUGGCUGUGGUGCCGCCGAUCGCUAUGACGACGCCAGCGGUCAGCACGACUGUGUCUGAAGGUGAGGGGUCGACUGACCCCGCGGGGUCGACUGACUUCGGCGAGGGCCCUGAGUCGGCGUGUCGCGACAUCCGGUGCGACUUCGAGGCGAGCUGCGAGGUGGGCGCGGACGGGUACCCGCGCUGCUCCUGCCUGCUCGAGUGUCCGGUCGAAGAGGAGUAUUUCCCCGUUUGCGCGUCCGACUUCCGACUUUACCCCAGUUUGUGCGCCAUGCGGAAGGAAGGCUGCCAAAAACAACUGGAGCUCAGAUUGAGGCCACUGGAUCUGUGUAAAGGUAUGGAAGUGAGGCCUUGUGGUAACAACAAAGCCAUGCUCGAUCCAACAACGGGGCUCGAAAUUGACUGUGGUAAUGGACCUCAUCGCCAAGAUUGCCCUAUCGGCAGCUACUGCCAUAUAACGCUCUCCGCUGCUAGAUGUUGCCCUAAAAACGACACGAAAGAGAUGCAGGAAAAGAAGCAAGUACACUGUUCGGAGACGCCGUUCAGUUGUUGUGCGGACGGAGUGACGGCGGCGCUGGGCCCGGGCGAGGAGGGCUGCCCGGCCACGGCCAGCUCCUCGUGCGGCUGCAACCGGCUCGGCUCGGUGUCGGACCGCUGCGACGAGGCGGGCGCGUGCGCGUGCCGGCCCGGCGUGGGCGGCCUCAAGUGCGACCGCUGCGAGCCUGGCUACUGGGGCCUGCCGCGCAUUGGCUCCGGACACACCGGCUGCAUACCAUGCGGGUGCUCCGCAUUCGGCUCAGUCAGGGAGGACUGCGAACAGAUGACCGGUCGAUGUGUGUGUAGAGCCGGUGUACAGGGACAGAAGUGCACGAUCUGCGCCGACCACCGCCGCCGGCUCGGCCCUAACGGAUGCUCCGACCCGGAAAGCGGCGGCGUGGCCGAGUCGUGUAGUGAGUUAUCGUGUUAUUUCGGCGCGGUGUGCACGGAGCGCACGGGCGGCGCGCUGUGCGAGUGUGCGGCCGCCCCCUGCGCGGACAGCGACUCCAACAUGCUGGUCUGCGGGAGCGACGGGAAAACUUAUGAGUCGGAGUGUCACCUCAAAUUACAAGCGUGUCGCACGCAAGAAGAUAUAGUCGUGCAGGCGUUUGGGCCGUGUAAAAUGUCGGAAGUGGCUGGCACGGCCGGCCCGCCGCGGCCCUCCUCUCCCAUCCAGUUCACACAACAGGACGACGGCGCGGCGUCCAAGUCCACCCGGCACUUACUCAACCCGGACAAAUAUUAUAACAAAUACGAUUGGGCGAAGGAAAAGACGCCGAGUGACUUUGACAGUGUAUUCUCGGAGCAGAAGCUCAAAGGUUCCCAAACAGCAACCACAGCGACAGUGGGCGCGGUGGGCCCACUGCUCGGCGACCUGUGCGCCGACGACGCAGACUGCGCCGGGCUGCCCGGGGCCGUGUGCUCCCGGGGCGGCUGCUUCUGCCAGCCCGGGUUCAUGCCCAUGGCGCAUCGGAAGGGGUGCAUUGAGCAAAGUAUACAAGAAACCACAGAAGAAUACAGUGCGUGUCUAUCGGAGCCGUGCUUCAACCUCGGCUCGUGCAUCGACCUGCCCGGCUCCACCUACACCUGCGUCUGUGCCGGACUGUACACGGGAUCACACUGCGAGACACUUGCCAAAGAAGGAUUGCUAGCCUCUUUCAUUGAAACGCCCUCCUUUGACGGCUCAUCUUACAUCCGGCUAAAACCGUUGAAGGCUUAUCAUAAGUUGAAUAUCGAUAUUGAGUUCAAAGCCUUCACAGAAAACGGUGUCAUAUUGUACAAUCAACAGAAGCAAGACGGGACGGGGGAUUUCGUUUCACUCGCUUUAGUUAACGGGUAUUUAGAGUUUAGGUAUAAUCUUGGGAACGGUGCUAUAAUUUUGACGUCGUUAGAGAAGAUUACGCUAAAUGAGUACCACAAAGUGUCGGCUAAGCGAUACCACCGCGACGGCAUCCUGUCAGUAGAUGACAUGGAGGACGUGGCGGGGCAAUCCAGCGGCCAUUUGAAGGCAUUAGACCUCGCUGAAGACGCAUACAUCGGCAAAGUGCCUACAAACUUCUCCAGGGUGUUCGAGAAUAUCGGCACAAGAAGCAGCUUUAUUGGCUGCGUGAGAUAUUUGAGAAUAAUACGUCAUCAAGUAACAAAGAAACUGGGACGGCCGGAUCCAUUAGUCGUCUCUAUGGAAAACGUACGAGAAUGCCAGGCUAAUCCGUGUAUGAGCAUACCCUGUAAGAAUGGGGCUACAUGUAAGGCUAUUGAAGACUCCACGUCGGAAUAUACUUGUAUCUGCCCUAUCGGAUUUCAAGGAGCCAAUUGUGACGACAGAUUAGAUCCAUGUGAAUCGAAUCCCUGCGGAUAUGAUGAGGGGCUAUUGUGCGACAUCGGACCCGAAGGUGGUCACGUUUGUCGCUGCCUGUUUGGAGGGGAAAUUGGAUCCAACGGAAACACGUGUAGCAACGAUGUUAAUUUAGUGCAAGAGACUUGGUCACCCCAAUUCAAUGGGACGAGCUAUAUUGAGCUGCCCCCACUGGAGGGCCUCGGCAAAGCGUUCCGCAUCGAAAUCUGGUUUUUAACGAACCGACUCUCCGGAAUGCUCCUUUACACCGGACAGUCGACUAAAGCCAAAGGGGAUUUCGUAGCGAUUAACUUGGUUAAUGGAUAUCUCCAGUUUAGAUACAAUUUGGGAAGCGGAAUUGCGAACAUCACGUCACCGGUGCCAAUAACAAAGGGUCGCUGGCACCGAGCGCGACUGACGCGGCUGGGCAUGCACGGGAGCCUGCAGUUAGAUCAGCACCCAACUAAGAAAGGUCACUCGAUGCCACCGCUGACCCAUUUAGAACUAACGCUGCCACUUUUCAUCGGAUCGUUACCCUCCUACGUCCGCCCACACAUAAUGUCUGGGGUGACUAGUAGUUUCAUUGGGGCUGUCCAGCAGAUCUUUGUGAACGGUAAUCCGCUGGCUUUGUACGGCAGUGAGACAGGGAGUUGCGCCAUGACGUUGGACGAGGAGCGUCUGCCGUGCGCCACCAGUGGGGUCACUAAGUACACCGGACCGCCCUGUGGAGACGGUCUUACCCCUUGCAAAAAUAAUGGUUCAUGCGUUCCGUUGCUGAAUGAGUACAAGUGCAUCUGCCGAGACGGAUUCCAGGGCAGGAACUGUGAGGUGGAACUCAAUGUGGAGAUGCUGAGUGACGGAAGACCCAUUAAGUUCGAUGGAAAUAAUUACUUUUCAUACAGAAGUCGUGGGAGUAGAAGGAAACGCGGCGACCGUGGUAUUAGGUACGAAAUAAAAUUUCGGACUACGAACGACUCGGGCCUUCUUAUGUGGAGACGCAAAAUCGGAAUACGACCGCGAGACUUCAUCGGACUCGGCCUCAGUGAGGGGAAAUUGCAACUUAUUUACACCGACACCGACGUCAGAGAACUGAACUCCGUGACACAAGAAGACUGGUUCCAGUCUAUCGAGUCUAAGACGAGAGUGGAUGAUGGUCUGUGGCACACUGCCACGGUCCGGAGGCGAAAGCGACUGGCCAUGCUGCAGAUAGACGACACUGCCCCCGUCAGGGGGUACUCGCAGUCCCUGCUUGUACCCUCGAAAUCCAACCCUAAACUUUGGAUUGGUGGUUCGCCGUCGCUUCCCCUGGGGUUGCCAGCUCCACUCUACACGGGUCUCCGGGGCUGUGUGGCCAGCGUGAAGGCCAGCGGGCGCCACGUCGACCUGGCAACACCGAUACGGCCCACCUCUGUUAUACGACGGUGUGACUAAUUUAUCGAUUGAUAGCAUUAGAAACAAAAUGAAGUCAAGGUGUGAAUAAAAGUAUUAUUUUAGGUUUAUAGUAUACUUUAGAAACGUACCUGGUUAAUCCACACAUAUCCAUUCCCAUGUUUGUUAAAUUUGUUGAGUAUUUUUUUAUACAUCAUAGGUAUUAUGUAUGUAUAUUAUAAAAGACAAAGCAAUCCCUCAUAUCAUCAAAAUGUCUAAAGUUGGCUCACUUUUAUAAUAAAGUAUUUUGAUGUUCAGUGUACCUAUAACCAAAAGAAUAUGUUGCCAUAAUAUUUUAUGUUAUAGCUGUAGAGUUAAGUAGAAAUAAAUUACUAAAUCGAUUCAAUCUUUGAAAUGUCGGUGCUCGAAUAACGUAUGAAAGGUAUAAAGAUAAAGGGAAACUAUAGCAAAGAUUGUACUGAAUAUCAUAAAAGACACUGAUAUUUGUUGUUAUUACUAGCAGAAAUAUAUCUAUAAUAGAUUAUAGUGUAGUUAAUUAUUAUAAUACUUAGAUCGAAACAAACGAUGGCAGGUGUUGACAAAAUUUCAAAUUUCCAAUUUAUAUUUUAAUCAGCCCUGAAAUGCUUUAUUCAACACGUACAAUACAUUCCAUGUUAUUUUGUGAGCCUUUAAAAAACAUAAAAUACUGUUGUUACUUUUUAAUAGAUAUUAGUCGACGAAGUUAGUAGCUUUUGUUUUUUUUUUCUUAAUGUGGUUGUGUAAUAGCAGAAUGUUUUGUAAGUGUCCAUUUUAUACCUUUACUAAGACUAUUUGGCUUUAUAAUUAUAAUGAGAAAAAGAUCUAGCCAAAAGACAAUACAAUUUUAAUCUUUCGAUGCAAGUUUUAGCAGUUCUUUUAUACGAGUAUUCUUAACUGUAAAUAUUAGUUUUCAAUAGUUUUAUAUUUUGUAAACAGUGCCAUAGUUGUACUUUCAUAAUACAAGCGAAUUUAAUAAUAUCAAAGUGAUGUGAUGUUCUAUCGUUGCUUGAGUAGUGUUUUCAUGUUGAUUAAAAAAUUAAGUUAUUUUCAAAGACGAUCACAAAUGCUUAUUUUUACCUCUAAUCAUGGGAAGCUAUCAAAGUUUAAAAAAAAUACUAAAGUAUAAGAUACACUUGUGCAUUUAAUUUUUUAUCGCUUUGUAUUAUAUUGUAAAUAUAACACUUUUACGGGAAAUACCUUUUUUUACAAAUCCGCUUUACAAUUUUAAAUGUAUAAUUUAGUGACUGUCCAUAGACAUUGUGAAUAGUUUAGUGUUUUUGUUUUAUAAUAAUGUCUCCCUGCAAUUAUAAUUUAAUUAAAUAUGUACUAAUACCCUAUGAAUUAAUACCUCGUUCAAUUUAAGUUUACUUUCGGUUGUACUACUGAACUUUCCCUUGGCUAAAAUUAUUUUACUUAGGAAUUUACAUUGUAAAGUAGGUAUUAAUGUAAUGAUAAAAUUUAAAAUUAAAUCAAUGAGACAAUAUUAUGGAAUAUACCUAUAUCAAAAAUCGCAAUUUCGUAUGUUUAUCAAAUGAGGGCUUAGUAAAUGGUCAAAACAAACAUAUCGGAUGUAUUUUAGAUGUUUGUUAAAUGUAAACCUAGCUUAUUCGAGGCCACUUCCACGAAUAGGUAAUGACUAGAAUAUUGCAGCAAAAUGAACAUUACAUUUCUAUUAUACCUACCUACAAUACAUAUACAUUUUGGUUAAACUGGGUGUCGUAUCACGAUCACUCUGCGUACCUUGAGUUUAAUAUUAUAUUACUAUUAAAGAUGGUCUGAAAAACUGAUAAAUUCACAAAAGUUAUGUCUACUUAAAUAGGAAAAUAACUAAUGUUAAUGUUUAUGUACGGUCGCCUGCGCCUAAAAGUGUACAAACGGAGUUUUAAAAAUAGCGAUCUCAUCCACAUAAACACCACUGCUACACACAUCACACACAACACGUCCCCGGAUUUAUAACUG
Messenger RNA from Plutella xylostella (diamondback moth), 9230 nucleotides. Its product is annotated as agrin. Gene Ontology annotation, cellular component: extracellular region. Gene Ontology annotation, molecular function: calcium ion binding; protein binding. Gene Ontology annotation, biological process: multicellular organism development; cell differentiation. Lineage: Eukaryota; Metazoa; Arthropoda; Insecta; Lepidoptera; Plutellidae. The record is from RefSeq and is a predicted model, not a curated record.